This is a messenger RNA of Pipra filicauda (Wire-tailed manakin), 3516 nucleotides long. Its product is annotated as glycerol-3-phosphate acyltransferase 2, mitochondrial-like. The record is from RefSeq and is a predicted model, not a curated record. The transcript is spliced from 21 exons. Lineage: Eukaryota; Metazoa; Chordata; Aves; Passeriformes; Pipridae. Gene Ontology annotation, cellular component: mitochondrial membrane. The coding region runs from base 714 to 3053 and encodes 779 amino acids.
AACCAAACUCUUCAACAAAACACCCAGGAGGAUUCUUGGUCUCCUGCCCAAGCCUUCAGCCACCUCCAGAGGAAGUGAGUACACUCUUGGUGGUGCCCAGGAGGAAUCCUGGGAGGCUGCCAGACAUGAACUGGCCUCUAACACGGACACAACAGGUACAUGACCUACCUGGGGGCAUCUGCAGCUACUGCCCACGGCUUCAGUUGCUGACAGACUGUUAUAGGUUAUAAAUUCCAUAGGGGAAUUUUUCUUCCCCUGCUGCACUCUAAGAAAAAACAGAGUGAGUGGGGGAAAGGAAGUUAAUUAGCUUUACAAAAGAUCUGGCCGAAUUCCUAGCUAAUGGUCCAUCAGAGAGGCUGGGGGGAGAGGAGAGAGAAGUUUUAGGAGGGGAGAGGCAGACGGCGGAGCUCUCUCUCUCAGACAGAGACGGGGGUCUGCGUGCAGGCAUUUGGAGAGAAGGACUGGGGAUCUGGCUUUUUGGCUUCUCAUCCUAGUCAGCUCGGACUACUGGCCUCAACUUGCCUGCAAGCUGUCUCUUGUCUCCAGCCCGGAUCUGCUGUGUUUCAUCGGAGAGUUGCGUGCCCACCGGGAGAAAAGGGAGGAGUUUUGAGACACCGUCAUCUGAGACAACAGAUUUUUCCCAGGACGUUCAAGCCCCAGCACCUCUGCUCUCCAGUUUGGGGGUGUCCCCCCACCUGUGACACCCCCCCAAGAUGAAAACCUGGAUCAGCAAUUCGGACCAAAACCUGGAAGUUUUCAUCCCGUUCCUGGGAAAAUACCACCGUCCGUUUUUGGGGCGCUGCUGCCAGACCUGCACCCCCAGGAGCUGGGAUGGAUUCUAUGCCGAGGAUCUCUCCACUCUGGGAUUCCGUGACGUCAGCCGUGUGACGGAGAGGGAUACACGGUUCCGGGGGUGGCUGGUCCGGAGGGUCUGCGGAUUCCUCGCCACCUGGGAAUGGGAAAUUCCAUCGGAGACCCCCAGGGAGCUCCCAGGGAAGAUCUGCGGCAGCAGGAGGGUGCAGGAUGUUGCCUCCAGCCGGGCCCAUGGAUGCGGAGGGGAUGAGGGAUCCCGGCGGCACUGGAAGGAGGAGAUCUGCCGGAUCCUGGGGGAAAUCCAGGCACCGCUGUCCCCUCUCCUGCUGAGGCUGUGCCACUGGAUGCUCCCCAAGCUGCUGAGCCGUCUGUUCCUGAGCGUGCAGCUGCAGCGGGGGCAGCUGGAGAUGGUGCUCCGGGCUGCCAGGACGCCCGAGGUGCCGCUGGUGUUCCUGUGCACCCAGCAAUCCCAGCUGGAUGGGCCGCUCCUGUCCUUCCUCCUCCUCUCGCAGGGCAUCGGGGCCCCCAGGGUGACAGUGGGCACCCGGAUCAGCCCUGGCCUCCGGUCCCUGCUGCAACGCCUGGGAGGGAUUUUCCUGCCUUCGGGAAUGGCGCAGGCACGGAGUGAGCGGGAUGAGGGGCUGCCGGGCGCUGUCCUGGAUGCGUACGUGCAGGAGGUGCUGCGGAGCCGCCAGCCCCUCGUCAUCUUCCUGGAGGAGCCCCUGGGUUUGCUGCAGCUCUCGGAUCCCGCCCGGCGCUGGCUGCUCCGGGUGCUGCGGGCGCUGCGGGACGGAGCCGUGCCCGACGUGCGCAUCGUCCCGGUGGGAAUUGCCUACGACGUGGCUCCCGGCAGAGCGGGGCGGGAUGGAGCGCCCCCUCAGCCCCUCGGGAUCGCCGCGUGUCUCCGGGCAGCAUUCCAGGCCCUGCGCCGGCCCCGUGGCUGUGCCCGGGUAGAUUUCUCCCAACCCUUCUCCUUACGGGAAUUUGUGGAGAACAACUUGGUGGGGCCUACGCUCAGCGGGAAUCGACCAGAGCAGCUGCUGCUUCCCACCAUCCUUGGCACGUGCGUGCCGGAUGUGGGGAAUGUGGGCACUUUGGGUGCCGGUGUGGGGACAGAAGAGGAGAUUUUGGUGACGGCGCUGGGGCUGCACACACUGAGCGCAGAUUCCAGCGCCUGCUCCGCCAUCAUGGCUGUGGGAAUCACCGCGGCACUGCUGCUCCACAGGCACCGGGAGGCCGUGCUGCUGCCCCGGCUGAUGCGGGAUUUCUCGGGGCUGCUGGAGCAGCUCCUGCUGCGGGGCCGGGCCGUGGGAUUCCGCGGGCAGCUGCGGGCGCUGGUGCUGCACAGCCUGCGGCAGCUGCAGCCCCCCGGGGCCGGGCUGGGGCCCCCGGAGGCCUCGGCACGGGGGCAGCUGGUGCGGCUGGCGGGGGGCGUCCGGCAGCGCCUGGGCGGGGAGGCGGCGGGGGCCUGUGCCAUCCGUGCCCUGCUGCUGGAGGUGCUGCCGAUCCUGGGGACCCCCUGCGGCCCCCCCGGGAUCGUGCUGAGCCGGGAGGAGCUGCUCCGCAAGAUCCUGGAGGUGCUGCUGCUGCUGCCCCCCAUCCUGCUGGGGCUGCAGCCCUGCCAGCCUCCCGAGCGCCACAGCCUGGACAUCCUGGACAAGCUCGUCCUUGGGGGGCUGCUGGAGGAGGAGGAGCCUGAGAGCGAGUGCAGGGGCUGCGACGUGGCCCCCCGACCCUCGUCCCGGGGCCAUUCCUGCUGGGACUUCACCGAUGACAGCGACAGUGACAGCGAGGACAGGGUCCCCAAGCGCUGCUACAAGGUACUGGGGGUCCCCCACCACCCCCUGGGCUGGGGUGAGGGGGUGUCCCCCAAAUCCAGCUGUGUGUCCCCCCAGCUCAGCGAGCCCCAGGGCUUCCCCGGCUUCCUCCUCUUCCUCUGCCGCCUCCUGAGCCCCGUCCUGCGGAGCUACGGCCGGGCUGCGGAAUUCCUGGAGAGACCCCCCUGGCCGCAGCCCGAGGCAGACUACGUGGAGGCGCUGCUGGAAUUCCUGAAUGAGGAUGAGGAUGGGUAUCUUGACAGGAGCCUGGCCCUGAGCUCCCUGCAGAGCUUCAAGGACAUGGGGGUGCUGGAGGAGCUGCAGACCCCCACUGGACCCCUCCUCCAGCUCUCCCAGCCUUUCCAGUCUGCUUCCAACCGGGAGAAGUUGAGAGCCUUCAUUCACCAGUUCACCCAGUUGUAACCCCCCGCACCAGAGUCAUAAAUGGGGCCCAGGGACCUGAUGCCUUGUGGAUUUAUUGACCCGGGGGGGCGGGGGGGAAGGUUCUGUCUCUCCUUCCCUCACCUGGGAUGGAAAAUUCCAUCAUUUCUGGUGGUGGUGCCCAAGACAGCUCCAACCAGCACAUUUCCCCCCAGCCCUUCUCUGCUCACUAACAGCAGGUCCAGUUUUCAGUAAAAACAUUGGGAUAAAUCAAACUCUCUAACACUAUUUUUUUAGUAUUAGAAAGCAGGCAUUAGUUUAGUCACAGUGUUGGAGUGCAUGGGGAUAGUUCCACUCAACAUACCUACCCACUUUCAAAACUUUUCGUUAUUUAUACAUUUUUAGCAAAGAAAUUCAUGUUCAUUGGUUAUGUUACAUAAUUCCCUUAAAUAAGUAAUAUUCUAUAUUCUAUUGAUUAUUACUUUCUCACUUCUCAUGCUAAUUA